GCCGCUGCCCCGCCCCUUGGUGCUAGUGUAGUGCGCUGCGCACUGCCGCAGCCUCUCGUUCCCGCCGGAAACUUUUCUUCAGAAGCGUUAUUAGCCGGGCGCCAGGGAGUCCCUGGGGCGGGGCCAUGGCGGGAGGCCGCCGCUGCCGCUCUGUCUCCUGGCUCUGGCUGCGCCUCUGCUCCGGCCGCUGAGGAUCCCUGGGACCUAGAGCCCCGGGCAUGGCCUCCCCGCCGCUCCCGGAGCCGGGCGCCGAGCUGCGGGCUCUGCAGGGGAAGGUGGAGGUGCUGGAGGCGGAGCUGGGGUCCUGCCGGAGCCAGCUGGAGCAGGUGCAGAGGCUGCUGCGCCACACGGAGCGGCUCUACCGGGAGGCCCAGGAGAGCAACGAGGCGCUGCAGACACAGGUUGAAGAGCUCAGUAAGGAAGUCCAUGAUAGGAAGAAAAGAGAAAGAGAUACAUCUAGUGUAGAAGUGCAGACUGAAGACUAUGAUUCUUGGCAACAAUCAGAUUAUUACAAUUAUCAGAAUUAUUGUAACAACAUUGAUGCUCAAGAUAACACAUCUGAACUAUCAGUGCAGCAGAACCAUGAGAGUGAAGAUCCCAAUCCUAAUUCUACAGAGCAGUCUCAGGCAGGUGGUGAUAUUCAUUCACACAUUGGUAGCACAGAACUUGCUGAAUGUGGACAAGGGGAUAACUUAAUCGAGAAUUUACAGGAACCAGAAGAUACUUCGUUAGCAGAAGGUACAUUAGCAGAAAGCUUGAGAGCUGCUGCAGAAGCUGCUGUAUCACAGACUGGGUUUAUUUACGAUGAGAAUACGGGAUUGUAUUAUGACCACAGCACUGGAUUCUACUAUAAUUCGGAAAAUCAACUUUAUUAUGAUCCAACCACUGGAAUUUAUUACUAUUGUGAUGUUGAAAGUGGCCGAUAUCAGUUUCAUUCACGAGUGGAUCUGCAGUCUUACCAGGCUUCAACCACUCAGACUAAGGAUAAAAAAGGGAAAAAGAAAAGAAAAGAUCCAGAGUGGAUUACUGCAAAUGAAUAUAAGGAUUUGGACAAAGAAGAGCAGAAAUCACCCAGAAAUCUGAAUUGCCUUUCCACCACUAAUGAGCAAAUAAGUUCUACUGAAGAGGAGGAGUCUCCAAAUGCAAGAAAGAAGGCUAAAGUGGACAUUGAUGUAAGAAACAGACUAACAGCCAAAGAAUCAAUUAUUACAGAUGGUAUAAAUUCACACCUUAACAGAAAAAUACAAGAUACUGCUGCAUUUAUGGAUGACAGUAAAAUAAUAGAGACAGAGAGUGAGCCAGAAGAAGGUGAAAUUACUGACUCUGAAUGUGAGGAGUAUAGUACUGAAGAUGAAGUAACAAGUGAAGAGAGUGUAAAUUCAGAAGACUCUGAAAAUGAAGAUGAAGAGAGAAUUUGGCCUCCAUGUAUCAGAGUAAUUGUAAUUAGAUCACCAGUACUGCAGACUGGAUCACUUUAUAUCAUCACAGCUGUGAAAGCUGCUACAAUUGGAAGAGAGAAAGAUAUGCAACAUACCCUCCAGAUUCCUGAAGUUGGAGUCAGUAAGUUUCAUGCAGAAGUAUAUUUUGACCAUGAAUUGCAAAAUUAUGUUCUUGUGGAUCAAGGCAGUCAGAAUGGCACUGUUGUUAACGGAAAUCAGAUUCUACAGCCUAAAACAAAAUGUGACCCAUAUGUUCUGGAACAUGGGGAUGAAGUAAAGAUCGGAGAAACUGUAUUAUCCUUCCACAUACAUCCUGGCAGUGACACCUGUGAUGGAUGUGAACCAGGACAGGUCAGAGCACAUCUUCGCCUUGAUAAGAAAAAGGAAUUUUCUGGUCCAGCACUGAGCAAAGAAGAGAGAGAAUUAGUCAGAAGAAAAGCAUUAAAAAAAAUACGGGUAAAAUAUGGUUUACAGAAUACAGACUAUGAAGACAACAAAGCAGUAAAAAAUCCAAAUUACAAAGAUAGAGCAGGAAAACGCAGGGAGACCAUUGGAAGUGAGGGGACAUUUCAAAGGGACGAUACUCCAGCUUCAGUUCAUGUUGAAAUCAGUGAUAGCAACAAAGGUCGCAAAAUGCUGGAGAAGAUGGGAUGGAAAAAAGGAGAAGGGCUAGGAAAGGAUGGUGGUGGAAUGAAGAAUCCGAUCCAGCUUCAGAUACACAAGAUGCAUGCAGGCUUGGGUACAAGUAGACCAGCUUCAGUUGAAGAUGUUCAGAUCAUCAAAAGCAAGAACAAAAAGAACUGGGAUAAAGCAAGAGAGAGGUUUGCUGAAAGCUUCCAGGAAGCUAAAACGCAGAAAGAUGCACCCAAAGUUAUGCCUUGGGUUAGAGGGACUGCAGAAUGAAAAUACUCAGGCCCAGAGCCAGGAUAAUUCAUGUAUAUAAAAAGUGGCUGAGAGUUUAUUUUUUGCUAAAUUAAAAGUUGGGUGAUAAGUAAUAUACAGCUGUGAAGAAUCUCAAGAUUUAGAGCUGUAUAUUAAGAUUAACUAUAGUCUUAUUUGGUUUACACUAGUGUUCACACUUUUUUUUUUAAACACACUUAAGUAGUGAAAAUCAGACUGAUGCAGGUUUUGUUUAGAAGGAUGUUCAAAUGGAAGUACUUGAAGGUGAUGCUCAUUAAGGGAAGGAAUUUUCUUUAAAUAUUUAUGUUUUAAUACAAUAGCCCACUGCAAUUAAAACUAUUUUGAUUUGCUUUUAAACUUUUUCCAAACUUAUGAAGAUUAUUUUUUUAAUGUUCUAACAAGCAAAAAAACCCCAAAACAAUGCAAGAGGUUUUUAAAUGUUGCCUUUUCCUCUCUUGUGAGCAUUUGGUCCGAAUUGCUGUGAAACUUAGCAAGAGGCACAUUACAACUAAAUUCAUACAAUUCAGUACUGAUCACAUGCAUCUCAAUUUACUCUUCAUAUAUGAAAUUAAAUUCCUGAUAUUUUUAACAAUCCAUGUCUACUUUGUAUUUCUAAAUACUGUGUUCCAUGAAAUAAAUGACCACUGUUAGUAAAAGAAUAAUAUUCAGAGGA
Messenger RNA from Malaclemys terrapin pileata, 3012 nucleotides. It is a transcript of the gene AGGF1, whose product is annotated as angiogenic factor with G-patch and FHA domains 1. Gene Ontology annotation, molecular function: nucleic acid binding; protein binding. Lineage: Eukaryota; Metazoa; Chordata; Testudines; Emydidae. The coding region runs from base 219 to 2342 and encodes 707 amino acids. The record is from RefSeq and is a predicted model, not a curated record. The transcript is spliced from 14 exons.